Molecule: messenger RNA, 1723 nt
Organism: Daucus carota subsp. sativus
Lineage: Eukaryota; Viridiplantae; Streptophyta; Magnoliopsida; Apiales; Apiaceae
Product: casein kinase 1-like protein 1
Exons: 14
Coding region: 227-1627 (466 amino acids)
Biological process (GO): endocytosis; peptidyl-serine phosphorylation; signal transduction
Cellular component (GO): nucleus; cytoplasm
Molecular function (GO): protein serine/threonine kinase activity; ATP binding
Source: RefSeq, a predicted model, not a curated record
GGGACGGAGGGAGUACUCGUAAAUGCUCACAACAAGUCACAACUGUACCCCUAGUUACCUUUGUAUCCCUUUCUAUGAUCAAACAACACCCCCAUUUCAAGUUGGAAUAGACUAAUUUGUCAUCAUCAGCUCUAUUUGCUUUCAAUGUCAUCGCAUAUCUCUGUUUGUAUGCACAACGCUUGCUUUAGACAUACACAGUAAUAUAUAAUAGUUUCGUAAGGUUGUUAUGGAACCUCGUGUUGGCAAUAAGUUCCGAUUGGGCAGGAAGAUUGGCAGUGGAUCCUUCGGAGAGAUCUAUCUGGGUACUAUUAAUCAGACCAAGGAGGAAGUUGCAAUUAAGCUGGAAAAUAUCAAGACAAAGCAUCCUCAAUUGUUGUAUGAGUCAAAACUAUAUAGAAUUCUGCAAGGAGGAACUGGAAUUCCAAAUUUAAGGUGGUUUGGAGUGGAGGGUAAUUAUAACAUUCUAGUGAUAGAUCUUCUUGGACCCAGUCUUGAAGAUCUAUUCAAUUUUUGCAGCAGAAAGCUUUCCCUGAAAUCUGUUCUUAUGCUUGCAGAUCAAAUGAUCAAUCGUAUAGAGUUUCUUCAUUCUAAAUCGUUUCUACACCGUGAUAUUAAGCCAGACAACUUUCUUAUGGGAUUACAACGGCGAGCAAAUCAGGUUUACAUGAUAGACUUUGGUCUGGCAAAAAAGUAUAGAGACACUUCAACGCACCAACACAUACCUUACAGAGAGAAUAAAAACUUGACUGGGACAGCGAGAUAUGCUAGUAUCAAUACUCACCUUGGUAUUGAACAGAGCAGGAGAGAUGACCUUGAAUCUCUUGGCUAUCUUCUCAUGUACUUUCUUAGAGGAAGUCUUCCUUGGCAGGGUUUAAAAGCAGGAAAUAAAAAAAAGAAGUAUGAGAGGAUUAGUGAAAAAAAAGUUUCGACAUCUAUUGAGGCAUUGUGUGGCGGUUAUCCGGCAGAAUUUUCUUCCUACUUCCAUUACUGUCGUUCUUUGCGUUUUGAUGACAAGCCAGAUUAUGCUUAUUUGAAGGGAAUAUUCCGUGACCUCUUUAUACGAGAAGGGUUUCAGUUUGAUUAUGUUUUUGACUGGACCAUUCUGAAGUACCAGCAGGCAGAAAUAUCUGUUCCUCCAUCCCGGGGCCUCGGGCGAACUGCUGGACCAAGUUCUGCAAUACCCCCUGCUACUCCCUAUAUUAACCGACAGACAGCUGUUCCAGUGAAGCAAGUAGGUUUGUCUUCCACUGAUGUUUCCGAUAGAAUCUGUGCACAGGAUAAACCUAUCGACAGUUUAACUAAGCAGAAAGCUCCAGUUGAAAAUCAUUCAAUACCUAACAGAGAUGCUAUAUUGCCAGGCACGACUUUUUCAGAAAGGUUAACAAGGCAAUCUGGAAUCUUUACCGGUGAGGCAUUUCCAGGGGGAAAUGAGCUUGAUAAUCCCUAUUCUUGCAUCACUGAAGCCAGCCCUGGGAAGCUGCACAAAAUCUCCGGCGAGCAAAGAGGUUCAUUCAAUCCUAGGCAUGCUUCAUCCGGAAAAGGUCAUUCAAACCUGAUGAAUUAUGAAACAACCCUGAGGGGCAUAGAUAGUCUACACUUUGGUGAGACAAAGAGGGGGCAAUAUUAAAUAUCACCAGCUAAUCCUUGUAAUUUAAGCCUUUUGUGAUAUCUCCAGCUAUCAGUUAAAAUGAUAUAGUUAAAUGGACGUGAGUAUUGGAUCUGA